GACUUGCUUCUAUGCUUUAUAUACCAAAUACUCAUUUAUCUUGUGUCUUUCUUCAAAUUCUCUCUUGAUCUUCUCUUACUACACAUCUCAACAUCAUGGGAAACUUCGCUGCAAAUGAAGGACUAUCCAUUUUUGUUAUCCUUGUGUGGCUCGGCAUCAAUGCGUUUCUCUUUGUACAUUUUUAUAUGGAAUUUUUAAUUGACAGAUACUACUAUUCUAGAGUCAUACUUGGGCACGCUCUCUCCUGGGCCAGAGCUCCAGCUGCAUGUCUGAAUUUCAACUGCAUGUUGAUCCUGCUGCCCGUCUGCAGAAACCUGCUCUCAUUCCUACGCGGAUCCAUACAGUGCUGUAGCCGCACUGCAGCCCGUCAGCUAGACAGAAACAUCACUUUCCACAAACUGGUGGCCUACAUGAUUGCCUUCCACACAGCCAUCCACAUCAUAGCUCACCUGUUUAACUUUGAGAGAUUCAUGGAUUCCCAGCUUAUGAUCAACAGCAGUUACCUGCCUUACGUGCUCUCUCAAAUUGGCAACAACGGCAACAGAUCCUAUCUGAACCCCAUUAGAACCAAUGAGACGAACCCAACCAUAGUGAUGUUCACAUCUAUAGCGGGACUGACGGGGGUGGUCAUCACCCUCGCCCUCAUCCUCAUCAUCACUUCCUCCAUGGAGGUCAUCAGAAGGUCGUAUUUCGAGGUGUUCUGGUUCACACAUCACCUGUUCAUCGUCUUUUUCAUUGGUUUGGUGCUUCAUGGAGUUGGGCGUAUUGUGCGAGGCCAGACUCUUGAAAGUACAAAAGUGCACAACCCUAUUAAAUGUCACAGCCAGUUUGAGACCUGGGGUCAAAACGGCACCAACUGCCCUGAACCUGUCUUUGCUGGGAACGCCCCGAUGACGUGGAAGUGGGUGGUUGGCCCCAUGUUUCUAUACGUCUGCGAGAGACUGGUGCGCUUCUAUCGCUCACAGCAGAAAGUGGUGGUCACCAAGGUAGUGAUGCACCCCUCCAAAACCCUCGAACUGCAGAUGAAGAAGAAGGGCUUUAAGAUGGAGGUCGGACAGUAUGUUUUCAUCCAGUGCCCGUCGAUCUCUCAGUUGGAGUGGCAUCCCUUCACCCUGACCUCUGCCCCGGAGGAAGACCACCUUAGCGUGCAUAUCCGAAUUGUAGGGGAUUGGACACAAGCCCUUUAUACGGCCUGUGGAGGGGACAAGACUGUGGUGCUGGAUGCUUGGACACUACCGAAGAUGGCUUUGGAUGGGCCGUUUGGGACGGCCAGUGAAGAUGUCUUUCGUUAUGAAGUUGUGAUGCUGGUUGGCGCCGGUAUUGGUGUGACACCUUUCGCUUCUGUUCUGAAGUCUGUGUGGUACAAACACGUCCAGGAGAACAAAAACGUCUUCACCAAAAAGAUCUAUUUCUAUUGGCUGUGUCCGGAGACACAGGCUUUUGAAUGGUUCGCAGACCUUCUGCAGAGUUUGGAAAGACAGAUGACAGAGAAAAACAUGAGCGAUUUCCUCAGUUACAACAUCUAUCUCACACGCUGGAAAGACGCUGAGGCGGCCCACCUUAGGGUUCAAUAUGAGGCGGAGGAUGAUCCUAUCACUGGGCUUAAGCAGAAGACUCGGUAUGGUAAACCCAACUGGGACAAUGAGUUCAGUGCCAUCGCUACCCAACACCCAGGUUCAAAAGUUGGCGUUUUCCUGUGUGGUCCCACGGCACUGGCCACAGCUCUGGGGAAGCAGUGUCAUUCACACACAGAAUCUGGAGCUGAAUUUAUAUUCAACAAAGAAAACUUCUGAUGUGCUUCACCACCAUUUGGACAACUCAUGUGUAUCAGAACCUAUGGAUGCUGAUUAACACAUUUUAAAUCG
Rhinichthys klamathensis goyatoka is the source of this 1865-nucleotide messenger RNA. RefSeq names its product cytochrome b-245 heavy chain (gene cybb). Gene Ontology annotation, biological process: superoxide anion generation; defense response. Gene Ontology annotation, cellular component: NADPH oxidase complex; plasma membrane. The transcript is spliced from 13 exons. The record is from RefSeq and is a predicted model, not a curated record. Bases 96 to 1793 code for a protein of 565 amino acids. Gene Ontology annotation, molecular function: superoxide-generating NAD(P)H oxidase activity. NCBI's taxonomy places the organism in Eukaryota, Metazoa, Chordata, Actinopteri, Cypriniformes, Leuciscidae.